AUGCCAGCAUCUCCUACCUCCGAUGUCCGGGGCAAAGUGUUUGACAAAUUUACUCAAAUCCGGCAUAGCCACGACAAUUACCACCGGUCUGAACUUGCAGGGACACAGACUCUGUGUGGAAGGAAUGAUGGUAGAGAGAGGACAGAAGACAUGCUUCGAAGCGAAGACAGUAAUAUGAACGGGGCAGAAAUAGUCUUGAAAGACCGUCAUAUGAGUUUGAUUGCUAUUGGAGGUGCCAUCGGCACGGGCAUCUUUCUCUCAACCCACCCCGCACUCGAAGCUGGGCCGCCCAUAUCGCUGUUGGCUAGAUACUGUCUAGUAGGGGCGGCAUUGUGGUUCGUGGUACGUUGUUUUGGAGAAACGGCAGCACUUUUUCUGAUGGAAUACCCGAUAUUGUUCAUUGAUGGUGGAUGGGGCGAAGCCCUCGGUCGAGGGCUUCCCAAGUUCUGGGCCUCGCCCAUAGCUGCGUUCAUUUUCUUGGGGGGGUUCUUCGAGGAAAGAUGGUUCUCGUCCACGAUUAAACUAGUUUGGAUUCUGCCGUGGCUCGUUCUCUCUCCACUUCUUGGAAGAGUUUCGGCGAAAAUCUUGAGGACGGUGGAUGUUUGCAUCCAUACCUUCAAGCGAACAUUUUUUGAGUAUCUACCUGUGAGUAGAUUACCACGAUCAAGAUCACCAGUUGGGCAGGCACUCUUCAUGAGCAUUCUCUUCGGCACGUCGCCCGUGGCCGCGACUUCCUUGGGAACCGGCAUGCAUCAAUCCGCGGCAAUGACACACUGCUCAUCAAUAUUCAAGGCCCUGUACCUCGAAUCUCACAAAGUAACAAAGCUCUUCACAUCUCCUCAACCGCCAUUUCCUCGCUCCAUCCCGGCACCCACCCUCCUCUUGGUCACCCUGCUGGUGACAACAAUCCUCGUCUUGCUGUACACGUUUCUCCGCACCAAGCCUUACACCCAAAAAUGCCUCCUUGCCGGCCUCUUCUUUUCCAUGCUCUGGGGCACGGCCUUCGCAGUCGAUGUACCAGAUUUCGUGUUCCGACAUCUGUUUUUCGGCGUUAAUUUUGCGCUGCUUGGGAGUAUGUGGUUUCGGUUUUUGCAUACUGGUGAUAUGGUUGAUCAGGUUGUGGAGGAGAAGCAGGGGGAGGAUGUGGAGUCGGGAAAAGGAAAUGAUUUUGGUGCUGUCGAGAAAAGGAAGUGUCUGGUCUGA
Messenger RNA from Hyaloscypha bicolor E, 1203 nucleotides. RefSeq lists its product as uncharacterized. Gene Ontology annotation, biological process: amino acid transmembrane transport. Bases 1 to 1203 code for a protein of 400 amino acids. The transcript is spliced from 3 exons. The record is from RefSeq and is a predicted model, not a curated record. Lineage: Eukaryota; Fungi; Ascomycota; Leotiomycetes; Helotiales; Hyaloscyphaceae. Gene Ontology annotation, molecular function: amino acid transmembrane transporter activity. Gene Ontology annotation, cellular component: membrane.